Molecule: messenger RNA, 2563 nt
Organism: Xenopus laevis (African clawed frog)
Lineage: Eukaryota; Metazoa; Chordata; Amphibia; Anura; Pipidae
Gene: cldn18.L
Product: claudin 18 L homeolog
Exons: 5
Coding region: 124-906 (260 amino acids)
Cellular component (GO): bicellular tight junction; membrane; plasma membrane
Molecular function (GO): structural molecule activity
Source: RefSeq, a predicted model, not a curated record
AAAACAUAUUAAGCAAACAAAGCUAGAAAAGAGAGAGGCGGUGAUAGCUGUCCUUGUGACUGGUACUCCUGUAAGUCAAAAGAAGGAAGGAAAUUGUGCUUGGACACUACACAACUCGCCACCAUGUCGGUAACAAUGUGUCAAACCAUGGGCUUUCUUGUAUCAGCCCUGGGCUUUGCUGGGAUUAUAGCAGCAACUGCUUUGGAUCCAUGGAGCACGCAAGAUUUAUACGAUAAUCCAGUUACUGCUGUGUUCCAGUACCAGGGACUCUGGAAGAGUUGUGUCCAACAGAGUUCCGGAUUCACCGAGUGUCGACCCUACUACACUAUCCUUGGGUUACCAGCUAUGUUCCAGGCAGUCAGAGCCCUGAUGAUUGUGGGCAUAGUGUUGGGAGCCAUUGGCUUACUUGUGGCCAUUUUUUCCCUGAAGUGUAUUCGCAUCGGUAACAUGGAGGAUUCUGCCAAGGCCAACAUUACCUUGACAUCUGGUAUCAUGUUCAUUCUGGCAGGACUCUGUUCAAUAAUCGGAGUAUCUGUCUUUGCCAACAUGUUGAUUACAAACUUCUGGAUGACUACAGCUAAUAUGUACACAGGUGGUGCUAUCAGUGGAAUGGGAGGAAUGGGCGGAUUGCAGACUCUACAAACAAGAUAUACUUUUGGGGCAGCCCUUUUUGUUGGAUGGGUCGCUGGAGGCUUGACGUUGAUUGGAGGUGUUAUGAUGUGCAUAGCAUGCCGUGGACUCAUGCCAGAAGAAAGCAACUUCAAGGCAGUUUCCUACCAUGUUUCCACAAAAACCCCAGGCUACAAGACAUCCGCCUACGAGGAUAAGAGUAAAAAAUCCAUUUACAACGAAUCCAGACGCAGCGAGGAUGGGAAGAGCUACCCUUCAAAAUAUGAUUAUGUGUAGCCGCUUAAGUACCUGGCAUCUACCUACAGUUAUAUACAGUUGUACUGUUUAUUAUAAGGGGAUGGCUGUAUUAAUCAGUGCAACCCAUCAAGAUAAUUUAUUGCUAAUCAGCAACAUGGUACAGCUAAUGAGUAAGUUUGUUAACCUGCAUCUCAUGGCUAAGCACUGUUUAUUAAGCCAAAUCCUUUUUUUUUUUUGUUUUAUAGUAUAUUUUAAAAUGAUUUUUACAUAAACCUGUUUGUAUCUAUACACUUAUAGUUUAGCUUAUAGUUAUGUUUAUAGUUAAAGUUGCUUUUUAAAGAUAUAAUAGCCAAACAUUUCUGAAAAUGUAACCAAGGGACUACAACCGAACCCUGUGCUGCUGCUCUAUUGGUUUCCAGGCCGAUACAAGGUUCUGUCUGUGUUUUGGGCUGGGAACAUUUUUCUUGAGCAGUGCCUCCUCUUUGGGCAGGCCCUUGGAGAUGAAACUGCUGAUGUAUUUCUAUGAUAAGGAUUAGUUACACAUGGACAGGACCUUUCUAAAAUGGCCUCUUAGAUGUUACCUACAAAGUAGUGCAGUAAGCCAAAGCAACCAUUAGUCUAUAUAUACUAGGUAAUUGUUGCUGGUUCCUAGAGACCAUUGCAAUGAUCCAAAAUUGUACUUAUAUCAGUGUAUAUAUAUAUAUAUAUAUAUAUAUAUAUAUAUAUAUAUAUAUAUAUAUAUAUAUAGACCCCCACGCAUAGAUACGUUGAACCUUGUUUAUCCAUUUCCAGUUAUUUUGUUAUCAACUGUAAUUUGUUAAAACUAAUCUUGUAUAUAGAACAAUACCCAACACCUUAUAGGGUUUCUACUGAGAUAUGAGCAUCUGGCUGUCUAUAGUAAAGAACCCUGAGUGCCAACAAUGCUCUGACCUCAGGAUGUGUUCCUUUGAUCCAUGUAGUAUCCUGGCAUGAUGCUCUGCGGUUAGAAUCAAAUACUAAGGUUAUUACAUGAUAUGAGAUUUUACUAUCUCCUCCGUUACAACAUCUUUAUUCCUGGAAACUUUUCUUUCUUGUGAGAGAUUUCCAAGUCCAUAAAAAGUUCUAAGUACGCCAUCGGAAAACUUCCUUCGCAGCUGGUCGGCCCUAUAAACAUGGAAAUGUUGCAAUACCAUUUUGUGAGAAGGAAAGGGAAUUUUAAGAGCUUUCAAGAGUCUUUCAAAGUGUAUUGAGUGAAGCAAUUGCUAUUCAUAGGGAUUAUGCAUUUCACGUCCGAGCGAAUUCCUUUUCUGGCGCUGUAUCUGCAAACGGCUCACCGAUAUUUCGACAAAGUUAUAAAAUACAUAAAUCUUGGGUUUUUACACCAGAGUUCUAUAAUGCCGCACACUAAAGAAAGAUAGAAGCAUUGAGAAAACAUUUCUAUUGCAUUUUGAAGGCUGAACGCAGGCCUUUCCCGAGUUUUAUUGUCGCCAACAAUCACUGAGGUACAGCGGUUUAAGGGUCUAUGGAAUAUUACAUCUAUUCAAUUUGCAAUUCUGCUCUUCUUCUGUAAAUAAAGAUGGAUUUCAUUUAAAACCUGCCUGUACCUCUCUGCAUAAGAAUAAAUAAUGUCAAAGUGAUUGCUCUCCUAAAAUAAUGCAGUGCCGCGGCUCUUUAAUCCCACAAAACCAUUUAAUAAAGCUAUCCUGUACAGCUGGAA